Linum trigynum is the source of this 528-nucleotide messenger RNA. Lineage: Eukaryota; Viridiplantae; Streptophyta; Magnoliopsida; Malpighiales; Linaceae. The record is from the annotation of a GenBank genome assembly.
AUGGGCUCGAAUUCUAAGAGAUCCAGCGGGCCGAUGCUUCGGUCGCUUUCUCCCCGAGGCCGAUUCCCGUCGUACAACUCCGCCAGUCAUCUCUCGUCUUCCUCGUCCUCAUCGGCGUUCGCGUCUUCCACGAGCUCGAGCUUUUACUCUCCGUCAUCCACAUCUCCCAAUCGCAACAUAGCGACGAAGCACACCAAUCACAUCUCCAGCCUCCCCGCGAGGAGGACGUGUAUGUGCUCUUCGACCUCGUAUCCCGGAUCGUUACGUUGCAGUAUCCACAAGAACAACCACCAGAACGGCCACACCGGAGGGAGCUCAUUCAUGCCGAACAGGCUGAACAUGAGGAGCUACGCAAUGACGAAUUCGCUGGUGAGGAUCGGCGGGGUGGAAGGAGACUGGGUGAAGAGAGCGCUGUCGCUUUUGAUUCGACCGUCGUCGCGCAAAGGGUUCAUACUCAGAUUCCACGCCUUUGUAAGGCUCGUGGAGUUUGAGGGUAUUAAUACAUGGCAAACAACCCUGCUCUCUUGA